CCCUUCACUCCAGAGCUGAGUUGACUCGAGACCGUAGGUCGCGUCUGGGAGAGGAGGGAGAGAGGGCUUCCCCGAAUGGAUUGACACAAGAAGGAUUUACGCUUUAAAUUGUGUUUUAUUCAGUAUGGCUAUAUACGUGUUUGAUAAAAACAGUAUUGGUAGAUUGUGUCAAUGUAUCAGCGUUGUAAAGAAGAGCUACUAACCAGCCAUAUUUUCCGAGUGAAACCAAUACAAUGAUCGUCAGUGUCUAUCAGGAGUGGAAUAUUAUUAGCAAUUCAGACAGUGCAACUGUCUCUCUGGUCCUUGCACAGCUUUUCAACAUGGUGGGAAAAUAACUCAGCAUUUGGGUGUCGGUGUAAGCCAGUAAUCCCACUCUCAAAAAAAUUAAGGAAGAGAGAAAAAAAAGCUGAAGUUGGAGCACAGCUGAGAACAACCAUUCACCUGGUUCCCAUGCCGACUGCCCCAUCUCUGCCCUCUCACAUCCUCCACUAUGCCUCCUACUCCGAAACCUCCUAAGAGACAACCCCCACCACAGACAAGGAAUGGCUGCAAGGUGAUACCCACAACAACAACCACCACUACCACCACCGCCAAGAGGCAGAUCUCCAACUCCAGCAAGUCCAGAGGAAAAGCCUUUGAGAGCCCACAGUCGACACCAAAACCCCCCCAAAGAUCCACAACCAGGACCCAGGCCCAGCCGGCCAGAAGCCCAGGGAGGAAUGGGCUUGGCAGUCAGGUCCCGGGGGGUUCCCCUGGUAGGGUUAACCAUGCCCCUGUGCAUGUAACAGGAUCAGUGAGGCUAAGGAGCCGGGGUAAUCCUCUGCUACAGCAUGGGGUGGGAGAGGAUCCACCGGGGCGCAGGAUGUCCUUACGGGGCAUGGGGUGCUCCAAGAAGUUUCCUCCCCUGACGAUAAAACCUAGCAGGGGAGGGAAGAAAGCCAGAGGGAGGGGGGCGAGGGGAGCAAGGGGUCAGAGAUGGAGCGAAAGAGGGAUUGAGCAAGGACCUGAGGAGUCUGACCCUGGUAGUAUUGACCCUAGUGUGAUUGACCAAGAGAAGGAGGUAGUCAGCCAUGAUAGAGAGGGCCAACCUCUUAACCUAAGGACUGAACUUGAUGACCCUUCCUGUGUUGACCAGCAGGAACCAGGAGUCGGCCAUGAUGGUAAGGGCAAACUUCUUAACCUGAGGACUGAUGACUCAGCUAGUGAUGACAAACAUGAAGAGUUAGUUGCCCAUAAUGGUGACGCGGUUGGUACUAACCCACAUAAUAAGCCUUUCAGCCAUAGUGGUGAGGGCAACAACUCGGAGCUCAAUGACCCCAUCAGUGUUGACCAACAACAGGAAAAGCUAAUCAAUAACAUUAGUGAGGGCAAUUCAGGGCAAUUCUACCAGAGCCAUGAGCUUGGUGACUCUACCAGUGAUGAGAGGCAGGAAGUGUCAGUCGUCCCUAAAGGUGAAGACAAAGCCAAGAUUAACCUUGGAGCUGAGCAGAUUGAGAUAGAGCAGAGAGAGAGAGAUACUCAUGCAGAGGAGCAGAGAGGAGGGGAGAGGUUGGAGAAGGACGGAAAGGAAGCAGUGGAGAAGGAAGGAGAUGAAGCAAUGGAGGAAGGAGAAAAGACGGAUGAAGAAAAGAAGAAAGCAGAGGAGGAGAGAGUGGAGAUAGUCAAGGUGAAGGAGACUAAGGAAAGAGAGGAGAAAGACGAGAGACUGGAGAAGAGAGAGGUUAUCAGCAGACCUCCAGACACAAGCUCCAGUAUGUCUGUCUCUCAGCACCAAAAGCCACCUCUGCAGGAUGACGUGUUGAUGAUGCAAUCACCUGUCCAUCCCCCAUCUGUCUCUGAACCAGCCACCUCAGACCUGGUGUCACCCCCUCUCUCUCAUCCUCACCCGACCUUUCCACUUCACCCCGCAAUGUCACAUGACAUUAAGGUUUUUAACCAAGGUGCAAAACUAAUCCAACCUACCCAAACUGUUGAAAUCCAUAAACCUUUAAAAGUCCCAACUACUUUCCAUGAGACAUCACAGACGACCUCAGUGCACCCAGUAUCACUAAGUCUCUCAGUUGCCUUCCUCAGUGAACCCCACAAGUCCCUGUGUGUAAUCCCAGCGAACCCAGCACUCAGUCAGAGCCUGGAGAGCCCUGUCUCUCCAGAGGCUAGACAACUUCUCAGACCAGUGGACGAAGAGACCAAAGAGUCAUCCAAUCACCUCAAUGCAAAAUUAUCUUCAUCAUCUGCAUCAUCAUCGUCAGACCUGUACACCAGCGCGGAGGUCCCCAUCACUGUGUCUGUACCUGACCUGGGUCCAUUGUCAAACAACCACAACAAUUACCCAGAAGAACCACCAUCCUCAUCAUCACUCCCAUACACAAAGAAAGACGUUUUCACCACUGGGUCUGAACCAGACAAAGACAUUGUAUCUGUCUCUGAUUGUGACCUAGGUUCUGGUCCAAUGACUCACAACAAGUACAACCAAGAUGAGCCACAACCAUCACUCCCAAACACAGACACAAGGUCUGAACCAAACACAGGGUCUGAACCAAACACAGAUAUUGCAUCUGUCUCUGUAUCUGAUCUGGGUUCAGUGCCAAAGACCUCCUCCAUCCCUAACCAGGAGAGUUCUAGCUCCAAGUUCUCAUUCUCCUUCUCCUGCAGCUCUGAGAGCACCCAAUCAUCCUACUCCUUCGACACUGAGUCAGAGACUGGAUAUGGGGAACCUAGCCCCCCUGGACACCCUAGCCUGGACCUGGGACACCUGGACGGGGGCACAUCUCUGCCCCGAACCCCACGGAUCAUCCAGAGGAGGGAGAGGAAGAAGAGGAGUAGGUGUGGAGGGUGUGAGCCGUGCCUAAGGAAGAUCAACUGUGGCCAGUGUAGCUGCUGUCUGAACCGCAGGACUGGACACCAGAUCUGUAAACUGAGGAAGUGUAUGGAGCUGAGGAAGAGGAGGCCAAUGUCACUGCUCACACUAACAUCUACUCAGGUGGGGUGCAAGAACGUGGCCAAACCAGCAUUAAAGAAACCAGUUUCCACGGUGGUUCCAGAGGACAGCUCAGUUAAUGGCAGAGGCCCUGUCCAGAUGGCAGAGGACACCUAUACGGCAGCGGAGGACGACGAGGAGGGUCACAUACCUCACACACACCACUUCACACACCCUCCCCACGUCCACACUCUUGCCCCAAUCCGAGAUGGACGACCAGCAGCACUUAUCAAGAGAGAGCCUGGCCUGGAGGACACCAAUGAUGGACUUUUUCUGCAGCACCACUGCUCUUCUUCUGGGACUUUUCACAACGGUGCUAAUGAAAACAUGGCUAAAACCAACGGUGCUCAACUGAUUGCCGGUCCGGAUUCACAUCCGGUGUCACCUGAGUCCCAAAAUACUACGAUACAAUUAGAGUCCCAAAGUACUACAAAAUCCACAUACCCCAAAGGCAGCUCUGAGCUGAAGGAUGCACUUCUGGACGACACCAUAGCUGUUCCUCUGAAGAAGAUAAAGGUGGAGGAACCGUGGGUGUGGUCCAUGGACCAGUCCUCCGCCCCACUUGGGGACGAUGAUGACGAUGUCUAUGAGGACGCUCUAUCCACGCUAGCAGCCGUGGUGUGUUUCUCUAUCACAGACAGGAAGGGUCUGGAGGAGAAGUUGUGUAGCUCCCGUUCCCCGGUGCUACGCUCGUUCAAAACAGAGCCGGAGGACUUUAAGGUGGAUAUUUGCUUGAAAAGUGCUCCCAUCAGUCCACGAAAAGCUCUCGACAUUAUUGUCAAACGAGAGCAACCCUCUCCAGAUCUCUCUCAGCCAAGCAUCCAGUCUUUGGUAGAAGAGAGGAAUAUUAGCAAUGACCAGGCUAUCGCUAUCGAGGCGCUAACCUUACUGGCAGCUAUCCCACAAAACUCCCCAGAACCCUUUAGAACUGACGCACAGGGUGAAAACCCCACCACACCAUCCAUGCACUUAUCCAAUAGAAACACCCCUCUCCAGGGCUCCAACAAAGUUCUAGUGAUCAGCUCCCCUCUGCACCAGACCUCAGUCAUACGCUCCCCUCUGCACCAGACCUCAGUCAUACGCUCCCCGGUGGCCAGACAAGCUCAUGUCAUCCAGUGUCAUUCCCGUAGCCCCGCAGCCACUGGCAACUUGUCCCUACAGGACCUGCUAGAAGCCAGCUCGGACUGUGACAGACUUCCCUACGAAAGCACCGAGAGAGCAGGACAACACCUGUACAGGAGAGCAGACCAAGGCCUUGGUUCUCAACAUAACAGGGGCGAAGGCACUUUCAGACAGCGGAAAGACAUGGAGAGGAACAGCAAGGAAACAAUAGAGAGGACGGUGGGUAAGAGCGGGAGGAACAGGGAUGAGGAAGAGGUGGCGGCUCAACUUGCCGAGUUGGCGUUCAUCAUCCAAUCACGUCAUAAGCAGCAGCAGGGUUUCCACCCCUCCCAGCACUCAGAGAACAACCCUCCCAGAGGAACUCCAGUCUCAGCCAUCAAGUACAACUACAACUCCGAACAAGCACCACCCAACCACAAGAAGACCCCUGUGAAGAAACCCAGGACCACACUUUCCAAACCUAGGAAGAAGAAGGGAACGGAGGGGUUGGAAGAGGAGGGCUACAAACCCAACAACCGUACCCCCCUGUACAAACGAAUACCCAACGGCAAGACCCCCCACAGAGCAAGGGUCCAGAAGGUUCUGCCCCAGCCGAAGACAUCAUCGCUCAGCCACAAGAGGAGCCUGUUCCUACCUCAGACCCAGAUGGAUCUGAAAAGGUACCUGACUGAGGCUCAGGAGGAACGACGGCAGCUAUUUUACUACAGUAACGCCCACAGUGGGGUCAAAUACCACAAAACCUCUGGAGCCGUCGAUCGUGGUCGAAAUCAAGGUUAUGGUCAUGACAACCAACAGUGGUCGCAUUUCAACGGUCACCUGGACCCAUUACAAGGACAAGGAGUUGGACAAGGACAUGAUUGUGAAAGAGGAUUGUAUUCUCAGGUAUCGCAGCCCUACGUUGGGCAGCAGCACGGUGCUAACCUAAAGGCUAGCUCCACUAUCCCCAGUUUCACCAGCAUAGACUCUAACAACCACAGAACCGGGUUGAACCAUGGUUUAUCCAAUGGCUACUCCUCUGGGGGUCAACAGCAGGGGUAUUACAAAGUGGAGAGGUCCGGUCCGGUCACCGUCUUGUCCACGUCAGCUAAAGGCGAUUUGGAUCUAUCGGAGGAGUCGACACCCACCAAACACAACGUGAACAGCUUCCUGGAAUCGCCCCUCAGGUUCCUCGACACGCCCACUAAGAAUCUGCUUAACACCCCCUCCAAGAAACUCUCUGAGAUCCCCUCCUGUGGAUGCAUGAAGCAAAUCAUAGAGAAGGAGGAGGGUCCAUAUUAUACUCACCUUGGUGCUGGACCCAGUGUGUCAGCCGUCAGAGAGAUGAUGGAGAACAGGUAUGGAGAGAAAGGGAAGGCGGUAAGGGUGGAGGUGGUGGUGUAUACUGGGAAAGAAGGACGCAGUUCCCAGGGCUGUCCCAUCGCCAAGUGGGUGAUCCGUCGGGGCAGUGAGGAGGAGAAGUUGCUGUGUCUGGUGAGACACCGGGCAGGGCACCACUGUGAGAGUGCCGUGGUGGUGAUUCUCAUCUUGGCAUGGGAGGGCAUCCCCCGGGGCGUGGCAGACAGUCUGUACCAAGAGCUCACCCAGACUCUCUGUAAAUACGGCUCCCCCACCAGCCGGCGCUGUGCACUCAACGAGGAUCGGACGUGUGCUUGCCAGGGUGUGGACCCGAACACCUGCGGCGCUUCCUUCUCCUUCGGCUGCUCCUGGAGUAUGUACUUCAACGGCUGCAAGUUCGCCCGCAGCAAGAUCCCCCGCAAGUUCCGCCUGCUGGGAGACAUGCCACAGGAGGAGGUGAAGCUGGAGCAUCGUCUGCAGAACCUGGCCACAGACCUGGGUCCUGUCUACCAGAGACUGGCCCCAGAGGCCUUCCAAAACCAGGUGGAUCUGGAGCAGGCGGGCCAGGAUUGCAGGCUGGGUCGGAGUGCAGGCCGACCUUUCUCCGGGGUCACGGCAUGUGUGGAUUUCUGCGCCCACGCUCACAAAGACACACAGAACAUGAACAACGGCAGCACUGUGGUUUGCACUUUAACCAAGGAGGACAACCGUGCGGUGCGUAACAUCCCUGAGGAUGAACAGCUCCACGUCCUACCCCUCUAUAAGAUCUCACAGAGGGAUGAGUUUGGCCGUGCCGAUGGCCAGUGGGACAAGAUCCAGACUGGGGCCCUGCAGGUGCUGUCAGCCUUCCCCAGAGAGGUGCGUCUGCUGGCUGAGCCGGUGAAAUCAGCCCGUAAGAGGAAGCAGGAGGCCAAGCUGAAGGCCCAGGCUGACAAACAGGCUGCAGCUCAGGACAGGAAGCCUGGACAGAGUCCACUAACCCCGGGCAAGGUCAAGACAGAGAGCACCAACAAAGGUUCCAAAAGCACUUCAUCAGUGGAUCAGUCCUCCUCGUUCAAAGCAGAGCCUCAGUCCUUCUACAGCUCUUUCACACCAGGAAGUGUGGGUGCCUAUGCUCCAGAGUCUAACUCCCCUAGCCCUUACCACCACAGCACUCCCACCUACCCCACUCCUCCAGGAAGAUCCACCCCAGGGAUGGAGGCUCUUUCCCCCCAUCGUCCCGGCAUGCCUUCCACCCAGUACGGAUACAGAGGGCCACUAGGGGCCCAGUGCAAUGGUUCCCCCCUCCAUUAUAAGACAAUGGGAGAGGCUAUAAAUGGUUACUCCCCAGGACUCAUCAGAAAGCAGCUGGCGAACACUGAGAGAUGUGGGACACCUGGCGACUACCCCCCCAGGACGUUUAAAAUGGAACCCAACGAGGUGCACUGCUCCCCUCUCGUCAGACCCCUCCACGGCCACAGUACUCCUCCUCCAUCCUCCUCCUCCUCCUUCUCCGGCCCCCUCCCAUACCCAGAGGGCCUCCACAGCAGACUCAACGGACUCCCCAGGGCAGCGGAGGAGAUCGGGGACGGGGUUAAAGGUCAUGGAGGUCAUGACCUCCCCCACUGUGCCCCCCAUCCCCCUCAUCUCCCCCACUGUGCCCCCCAUCCCACUCAUCUCCCCCUUCAGGCCACUCCCCCUCUCUUCCCCAACCCGGAAGAGGUCAAACAGGAACAGGAAGAGGUGUGGUCAGACAGCGAGCACAACUUCCUGGACAGUGACAUUGGCGGGGUGGCGGUGGCUCCCUCCCACGGUUCCAUCCUGAUUGAGUGCGCACGCAGAGAGCUCCACGCCACCACCCCCAUCCUCCGACCCGACCGCAGUCACCCCACCCGCAUCUCCCUGGUCUUCUACCAGCACAAGUCCCUCAACGAGCCUGACCACGGCCUGCACAUGUGGGAGGCAAAGAUGGCCCGGAGGGAGCGGGAGAGGGAGGAGGAGGCUGAGAGGCUAGGGAUGGGCCUGGACCUGGAAGAGGUUAGCCCGGUCAAGGGGAAGGGGAAGAGGGGGAAGGGGGCCGGGGCUGAGAGUGUGGAGCCUGAGGAGGAGGUAGAAGAGGAGGGCCCGGAGGAGAAGAAAGGGGUGUUGAAGGUUCCUACCCGGCAGGCGGUGACCGUAGCGCGGGAUGGGGUGGUCACUGUGUCCCCUUAUGCUCUGACACAGGUCACGGGCCCCUACAACCGCUGGACAUGAUACUGUUAUGUACACACACGUACACAAGCACACACUCACUCACAGACACAUACAGCGAUUACGUUUUAACACACACACACACACCACCCUGUGCUACUGCCUUACCUCAAUCAACUUUACACUUCUAAUCUCCUUUUUCUGUGUUAUUUCAUUGUGUUACUUUUUCCAAACGUCUGUCUGUUUAUUUUUGUUUCUCUUCGUCUCUGCUUUCAAAGGGAUGAGGAAGAAUAUCGUUUGUGGGUUUUUAACUGUGACUUUUAGUGUUUGGUGAUGAUUUUUGGGGUCUGUUUUUUUCAUGUAAAGAGAUGGUGCUCAGAACCAAUUUUAAAUACGUUUAUAAACUGGUUUUAAAUACAACUUGAUUAAUAAGAACAAACAAGAUGUGAUUAUUUAUUCCGGCCUAUUUUUAAAAAACUAUUUUUUUAUUUUAUUUCUUGAUGCAAGCCUGUUUACUGCAAUUUUGCUGUCAUCCAGAAUUUUACACUAGUAAACACUCAUGUCAAGUCUCUAUGGUCUUUGUUUCAGCCAAGAGUGCUCUUUUCACAAAAGGAGUUUUAUCAAUGAUUGAUCAUGUAAUGGUGCCAUCUGUAGCAGCAACUUUCGAUAAACACACCACAUAUUACACAGUAUGUCAGACUAGACUACACACAUUUACUCUAGUUUUAUGUGAAAAUAAUGUACCCAUGUAGCAUGGUGCUUUUCCUUCUCUUCCCGUUCCUCUAUUGGUGGUCAUGAAGGAACUUUACUACCUUGUUUUGGGCUGGAUCGUUUUUGUCUUUUUGUUCAACGUACAGAUAGAUAUGAUAUGAUGACAUAUUGAAAAAGCACUUUUUUAUUUUUCAUAACUUGAAAAAGGUCCCGUUCCAAUAUGUACAGAUAGAGAGAUAUAUCCGACAGCUUGUUUGAAACCUGUUCGUUCUUUUGUUGUAGAAUGAUUUAAUUCAACUAUGAAUUUGUAACAUUAUAAAUUACAUAUCAGUCUCACAAAGAAAACUGGCUUACUAAGCAAUUAUGAAAUGCUGCAUAUAAAGAUUGUGUCAGAUUAUGGUGCUUGUUGUCAACGACACUUAAUUUUUAUGAAUCUGGAUAACCAUGUAUGUUCACUGAAGACCUGGGUUCAAAUACAUGUGUAUUUGAGUAUCUGGUAUUUAAAAUGCUUUUUUCUGUGUAUUUGAGUAUUUUCAAAAUACACAGCCCAAAAUAAGUACUUUUAUUUUAGUAUUUUAAUGGUUGAUUGUAAAAACCAAAUUGAUAGUAUUUUCAAAUACCUGGGUUAAAUGCAUGGGAAUGUAUUUGCAUCAGUGUAUUUGAGUAUUUUCAAAUACUUUCCAAAUUUCCAGAUGCAACUACUUGUCUUUUCAAAUAAUUACUUUGAAUGUAUGGGAAAGUAAUUGAGAUAUUUGAAAUAGCAUUUUAUUUAUAUAUUUUUUGAAUUUUACUCCCUUUUCGUGGUAUCCAAUUGUUAGUAGUUACUAUCUUGUCUCAUCGCUACAACUCCCGUACGGGCUCGGGAGAGAAAGGUCAAAAGCCAUGCGUCCUCCGAAACACAACCCAACCAAGCCGCACUGCUUCUUAACACAGCGCGCAUCCAACCCGGAAGCCAGCCACACCAAUGUGUCGGAGGAAACACUGUGCACCUGGCGACCUCCUUAGCACGCACUGCGCCCGGCCCGCCACAGGAGUCGCUAGUGCGCGAUGAGACAAGGAUAUCCCUGCGAUGCAGCGAUGCACUGCGAUGCAGUGCCCUAGUCCACUGCGCCACCCGGGAGGCCCAUUUGAAAUAGUAUUUUAACCCAGGUCUGGUUUACUGUCUGAACUUCCAGAGUGUUUUAAAUAGGACGUGUCUGUUUUUGAUACAGACACAGCUAAAAAGACCACAUAAAACCUGUUCAGAAAUGGCGACCAUAUUACUGUAUGUUUCUUACAGGCGGUGACAGCAUCUCUAUCCUCUCUUUUUAACUGACUAGGGCAUUGAUUGGCACUUAUGUUUGUCCAUAUACUGGGUAUAAAUACAUUAUACAAGUGGAGAGAAAACCAACCAAACCCUUUGUUGUUUCUCAUUGCCUCGUCUUUACUCUUUGGGUGAAGCUGCUCUGACAGAAUAAAACACUCCUCAGAUCAUUUCAGCUGCUGUUACAGUGUUGAAAUGUUGUUAAAACGUUGUUUACAUACCAUUUACAUAACUGUUUCUUAACUCGUGUCAUUUCAGAAAAUAACGGUAAUAUUCAGAGAGAAUUUUCCAAUUCAACCUUAUUCAUUCAAAUUUAUUUGAAAAUCCUGGAUAGAAGGCUAUUGAAAUAGAACCUAGCUCAAUGCUGGUGGCAUGCUGUUCUAGGGUCGAAAUGUACUUACUUUCUGAUGGUGCUAACUGGUCACAAUGUGAUGCUGCGCUGACAAACGCCUGUGUUUAUUCUAGGGGUGAUGUUAUGAUGCUUUUUGCAUGACUAGCAUUUGCUGUUUCCCUUCUGGAUGGGCAUGCCAUACCUUUGUGCUCUACCGUCUCUGUCCUGAAUGCAUUAUGUACUACAGUACUUCAAUCUUGUCACUGGUCAACUUGAACAGAGUUACAGAGUAGCAUCAAUUCUCUGCAUCUUUUCAUCAUAAGUUCUAGGUCUAUCGCAUAUUGAGUCAGACAGUAGACCUCUGCGGUAUACAAUAUAAACCUGCUUUGAUAGGGGCAACCAUGUAGGGUAUUCAUCAAUGCUCACAUUAGUCCAUCAUAACCAUGUAAAUAUGGGCCCAUUCACUAAUACUGCAAUUGAUUAGGCAUCUGUUGUAUUGAUCUGUCUCAGUUAUAUGCUGGAUCUAAUGCAGCUCAAUGCAGAUAAAGCACAUUUCACUGGUGCUUUCAUUUGAGUAAUACACAGAUCUGGAUAUAUGUUUUUUUAAUGUCUGUGAUUUUUCUCUUUGUUUCUCAGGUGUGAGGUUGUUCAUUUACCCAGGCUUCAACCCAAUUAGGGCACACACAGUCUCCUAACACAACUCUCUUUCUUCCAAUAAUGUUGUCAACCGCUUGACAAAAUCAAACCAUAUACUUAGAUUUUUCUUCUGAGAUAAAUGUUGACACAUAGAUUGAAUGCAUUUUAUACAAAGUAGCUGCAGUACAUAUAUAGUCUAUUACAUUAUAUUGAAUGUAGGCCGUUGCAAGUUAAUAAUGUGGUAGAAAACAGUCACUUUAAAAUGUUUCCAGCUUUACAUAAGACAGUUUGUAAGAGAAUAAACUUUUGUAAUUGUUUCACUUGAAGAUUUCUUGGUUCUACCAUUAUGUGUGACUUGAAAACUGUGGUAACCUACAUGUAUAUCAAGGAGGAAAAACUAGCACCAGCAUUUUAAAACACAAAGGUUUUUAUUGGAAUAAAACUGUAUAAAAUACACAUUUCAUGUGGAACUGACAGUUUUACUGUACUAUUCAUGGUUUGUAGAUAACAGUCUUGUUAUUUUGCAACUGAUUGACAAAAUGACUGUACAUAACUAAGGUGUAUAUCAGUUUUGAGAAAAUACUAAAUUCAGCAUUCCUGUCAAUGGCUACCCCCUGGUGAAAUAAAGAUGUAUUUAUAUUUUGGA
This is a messenger RNA of Salvelinus fontinalis (brook trout), 11230 nucleotides long. RefSeq names its product methylcytosine dioxygenase tet3-B-like. Gene Ontology annotation, molecular function: zinc ion binding; DNA binding; DNA 5-methylcytosine dioxygenase activity. The transcript is spliced from 12 exons. Bases 491 to 7666 code for a protein of 2391 amino acids. NCBI's taxonomy places the organism in Eukaryota, Metazoa, Chordata, Actinopteri, Salmoniformes, Salmonidae. Gene Ontology annotation, biological process: oxidative demethylation; positive regulation of transcription by RNA polymerase II. The record is from RefSeq and is a predicted model, not a curated record. Gene Ontology annotation, cellular component: nucleus.